Vigna unguiculata (cowpea) is the source of this 1107-nucleotide messenger RNA. Its product is annotated as RING/U-box superfamily protein. Lineage: Eukaryota; Viridiplantae; Streptophyta; Magnoliopsida; Fabales; Fabaceae. The record is from RefSeq and is a predicted model, not a curated record. Gene Ontology annotation, molecular function: metal ion binding.
UGUCUAGUAAUAUACAUGAGAAAAGCGUAUGAAAUGGCAGGAAAAUUAGGGUUGGAAACGAUGGAAGAUGACGCAGCGAUUGGGGCGAGCGACCAUGUUUCAUCGGACUCGAAGUCGGAGGAUUCCAGUUGCUGCUGCCCAAUCUGCUUGGGGCCAUUUCUUCAACUGUCUUACCUCGACAAAUGUUUUCAUAAGUUUUGCUUCAAUUGCAUUUUACGCUGGACCAAGGUGGUUGCUGGCAAGCACCGUUCUCUUCCUUCUUCCGUAAAAUGCCCCCUCUGUAAGACAGAAAAUUUAUCUAUCGUGUAUGAAGUGGAAGGAAGUUGCUUUCAGCGGCACUACGUGAAUAAGGAUUUUGAAGAUAGUUUUAUAUUGUCAAGAGCGCACAGAUAUAGAUUACAGUGCUAUUACACUGAUCAAGGUUUGUUAGAUGACAUAUUCAAUAUACCACAAUAUUGGAGAUCUCGUAAGUACUCUCAGCCAAACUUCUGGCUUGAAAGUUGGUUAAGAAGAGAAAUUCAAGCUCUUAUCCAGGAGGAGGAUGUUGACAUCAUUGUGCACCAUAUAAUUGGCGUGGUCAAAGCAGCAUUAUAUACAAGAAGAGAGCAGAAGUCACUCGUGAUUGCACCCGAAAAGAAACAGGAAGAGUUCAAGAUGUCAGUCUCUGAAGCUGCAAAGCGAUUUCUGGCUGCAAGAACGGACAGAUUUGUAUACGAGAUUCAACUAUUUCUUGCUUCAGGAAUGAACAUUGAAGCUUAUGAUGCUGUAUACGUACAACGGUUAGGUUGGAGUUCUCCCGGGAUAAAUACUGAGGUUUCUCACAGUGCAUUAGUUGAUCGCACAACUGCGAUUCCAUACCUGUACAUAUUUGAUGGUGACUUUGAUGAAAAUGAGUAGAUUAUUUGUUCUGUUCUUCUCAUGUAUUUGCUGUAAUUUCUUCCUGAAUAGCAUAGGAGAACUUUUUCACACUUCAAUGAGUGGUCUUGAUCCUCUUCAGUUACCGCAGAAGGUGCAAUUCUCCACCCAAGAGUGUAAAGUUGUUUAACACAUGCUUGUUGUUAAUAUAACAAUUUCCAUAGUCUAAUUUUAUGCAGUUGUAACAAAACA